Penaeus indicus is the source of this 544-nucleotide messenger RNA. Its product is annotated as cytochrome P450 2L1-like. The record is from RefSeq and is a predicted model, not a curated record. Gene Ontology annotation, molecular function: iron ion binding; monooxygenase activity; oxidoreductase activity, acting on paired donors, with incorporation or reduction of molecular oxygen. The transcript has 5 exons. Bases 230 to 544 code for a protein of 104 amino acids. NCBI's taxonomy places the organism in Eukaryota, Metazoa, Arthropoda, Malacostraca, Decapoda, Penaeidae.
AAGUCACCGUGACUCAUCUUUAGACUGAAGGCAAGCUGUGUGGUUAUGUACAUAGUUUACACGCCCAUAACAGAGAACGUCAGCAAAGAAAAACAUAAGAGCAAAUUUGAUAAUAUUCAGUAUAUAACUAAAUGACUAGUGAUCUGUGCCACGAGUCUAAAAAGUUGUGGAAAGAGGUACAUAGAAAGUCCUAAGCGGAAACAACAUACUGGUGUUGCAGAACGCCACGAUGAUUGUAGAGAUCCUGCUGUUCGUGGUGGUAGUGAUUCUGCUUCACUAUUGGAUUUCCAGACCCCGGGGAAUGCCACCAGGUCCUAUGGUCAUACCAUAUCUUGGCUCCAGGCUCAUCUUCACUGUCAGCCAAGUGCAGGCGAUGCACAAGAUAUACGGCGACAUAUUCAAAUCUGAAAUAGGAUCACACAAGUUGAUAUUCUUGUGCAGUAACAAACUUAUCAAAGAAGCCUUAGCGAAGGUGGACUUCGCUGAUCGACCACGCCUUGAAGUGGCUCACUUUCUCACGGACGGCCAAGAGGCAGGUAUGUAG